UCCCCCAAUCUGAUCAUUUAAUAAUAUAUUCAUUCCAUAUACAUACGUAUAUUCUGCACAUUAUAUAUUAUACGUUUUAUAUAAAUACACAUAAUACAACCGAGCAAUCUAAAGAGCAGUCAUCACAAUUCCAUCCGAUUACUAAUUUGAGCUUCGAAGGAACCAACCAUGAAUCGUUCUUUAACUUCUUUUUCCAUUUUUGUAUUUGGAAUUCUCCACAUAGUUUCAGUCUCAUCAGCUUUCUUCGAUUUGCCGGCCUUUCGGAGAGAAAAAGAAGAAGUUCCAGACUCCCCAACUAAAGAUUUUUUACAUGUAAAAGACCUACCAAAUCUAACUCCUAAAGCAGCGGCUCCGUCGUCCUAUAACAAGUAUGAGUAUCAUGAUGAUGAUGAGAAUUCUUCACCUCAUGAUGAUCACGAUAAACCAUUGGAGGGUAUCUUUUCCCUACCUCUUCCCUCUUUACUCUCUGAUCACCACACCAACCAAUCCAAUGAUGAAGACAAAGACAAAGACAAAGACAGAGAUUACAACGAUGAAGAUUAUUAUUCCCUUUCCAAUAACUACUACUACCAGAGUUGUCCAGAUUUGGAAUAUAUUGUCAAUAGCAAAGUACAACAAUGGGUUGCCAAAGAUAACACCCUUGCUCCUGCACUCCUCAGGUUGCACUUCCAUGACUGUGCGGUCCGGGGAUGCGAUGGCUCAGUUUUGCUAAAUGACGAUGGAAGCGAGAGGACAGCAGCAGUAAGCAAAACACUCAGAGGAUUUGAAGUGAUCGACGAUAUAAAAUCAGAGGUGGAGAAGAAUUGUCCGAAAACGGUGUCGUGUGCUGAUAUUCUGACUGCAGCUGCAAGAGAUGCCACGGUUCAAGCUGGAGGUCAAUACUGGGCAGUUGACUUUGGUAGAAAGGAUGGUCUGGUUUCCAUUGCUGAAGAAGCUGAGUCGAUGGUCCCAAUGGGUCGGGAAAGCAUCACGGAUUUGAUCAUGUUUUUCCAGUCUCUUGGGUUAGAUAUUGAUGACUUGGUUUCCCUCUCUGGGGCGCACACCAUUGGAAGGUCAUCUUGUGAGUCGUUACAACACCGUCUGUUCAACUACAGUCAGACCCAGCCAUUAGAUGGGACCAUUAAUUCAAAGUUCGCUGAUUACUUGCAGAGAAAAUGUAGAUGGUCGACCGAUCACUACGUACAGCUAGACUCACAGACUCCCUCUAAAUUCGACAAUGAAUACUUUUUUAACAUAAAGUAAAGGAAAACAGGAGUCUUAUCAACUGAUCAGCUACUCGCUUCCGAUUCAAGAACUUCAUACAUUGUCGAGACUUUGGCUAACAACGAUGGCUCUUACACUUUCAACCAACAAUUUCAGAAAUCCAUGAAGAAGCUUGGCAAUGUUCAAGUCCUUACUGGUCGCAACCAAGGCGAAAUCCGAGCAAAUUGCAAUUUUGUCAACUCUGCUCCUUAUUGACCAUUGUUCUCUUGACAAAUGUGAAAUAUUUAAUUUGUAUAACUUUGUUAAACGUUUCAUUUUAAUUUUCGUCAUUUUAAAUGAUCAUUUGAAAUAUUCUCCAUCGUUUUGAUACUAUAUAGAAAAUAAUCUUGAUGAUGAAGCUCCCUACUAUAAUUUCUUGAAAAAUGUAAGGGAUAUUUGUGAGAUAAAUGUCUCAUUUAUAGAUUCCAUAUACUUAUAUACUACUAGCAAAAAUUACGUGCGAGGCACGUAUACUAAAUUUUAUGCUAGUUUUUUUCUAUGUUAUUUAAAAGUGAUACAAUAAAAAAUUAAAGAAAAAUAUUAUUAGUUAUUAGGUGAAAUUAUUAUUAUGUGUAUCUAAAUAUUAUAAUUUAUAAUGUUGUCAAUUAAAAGUGAAUACCGAAUGCAAUAUAUUAGUGUUUAAGAAAGCUUUGAUGAUUUAAAUAUGUUCUUAAGUUAAUCCAAAAAUAAAUUAAAAAUUGAUGUUCCAAUACUUAAAGAAACAUUACUUAAAUGGGUGUAAGAUAAAAAGAAAAUUAAAAAUCAAUCUCUAAAUUAUUGAUAAUUGAAGAUAGCAUUUGUCUAAAAAUUGUAGAUAAGAAAACUAAUGAUAGUCAUUGGUGGAUUUCAAUCUUCCUUUGCUUCGAUAGUGUAAUUUUUGUAUUUUGCACUUUUUUAUUCUAGCCGGGUCCGCAUAUAUGUGGAUUGUCUAUUUUUUCGUUGAUAAAUUGAAUAUGGUAGUGUCGACAAAAAGAAGAAACCAUGUUUAACAUAAAGCGAUAGUAUUCUAUAACAAAAUACUAUUAAAUUAUUAAAAUAAAACUCUAUACGAUUAAAAUUUCAUAUUUAUCUUUAUUCAAAAAGAAAAAAAAUUGAUAAAAAAAAUGAAAAGUUUCUAUUAUUUGAAUUUCUCAUAAACCAUUUUAUUUUUAAUAAUAAACCAUUUUAUUUUUAAUAUAAAUAGAAAG
Cannabis sativa is the source of this 2429-nucleotide messenger RNA. Its product is annotated as peroxidase 7. Gene Ontology annotation, biological process: hydrogen peroxide catabolic process; response to oxidative stress. NCBI's taxonomy places the organism in Eukaryota, Viridiplantae, Streptophyta, Magnoliopsida, Rosales, Cannabaceae. Gene Ontology annotation, cellular component: plant-type cell wall; plasmodesma. The record is from RefSeq and is a predicted model, not a curated record. Bases 169 to 1242 code for a protein of 357 amino acids. Gene Ontology annotation, molecular function: peroxidase activity; heme binding. The transcript has 3 exons.